Messenger RNA from Tarenaya hassleriana, 5837 nucleotides. RefSeq names its product lysine-specific demethylase 5C. Gene Ontology annotation, cellular component: nucleus. The transcript is spliced from 35 exons. NCBI's taxonomy places the organism in Eukaryota, Viridiplantae, Streptophyta, Magnoliopsida, Brassicales, Cleomaceae. The coding region runs from base 182 to 5641 and encodes 1819 amino acids. Gene Ontology annotation, biological process: chromatin remodeling. Gene Ontology annotation, molecular function: histone demethylase activity; DNA binding. The record is from RefSeq and is a predicted model, not a curated record.
UAGAUAUCUAUAUAUAUCUAACGACUUUUUACUCUUUUUUCAUCCAUAGCCAAAUGCGUCUUGAAGAAAAUUCUUGCUCCUCUGCAACUGCAACUGCAAGUAUGUGAGCUCUGUUUCUUCUACUCAGAACUCAAGGUUUUAUGUAUGUAUUGCGAUUGUAGUUUUAGUGAAGGUGUUGGCGAUGGGAAAAGGUAGAGUUAGGGCAGUGGAGAAGAGAGUAUUGGAUCAGAAACUUAGUCUAUCGCCGUCGAAUGGGUCGCUGAAUUUGCCGUCUGGCCCGGUUUACUAUCCCACUGAAGAGGAAUUCAAGGAGCCAUUAGAUUAUAUAGACAAGAUCAGACCAGAAGCUGAGUUGUAUGGGAUUUGCAAAAUUGUUCCGCCAGAGAGUUGGAAGCCUCCGUUUGCGUUGAACUUGGAAUCUUUUAGGUUCCCUACGAAAACCCAAGAGAUUCAUCGUUUGCAGGCUCGUCCUGCUUCAUGUGAUCCGAAGACAUUUGAGUUGGAGUAUAAUAGAUUUUUGGAAGAGCAUUUAGGUAAGAAGCUCAAGAAGAAGGUGAUUUUCGUCGGAGAGGAGUUGGAUUUGUGUAAGCUGUUCAAUGCUGUGAAGAGGUUUGGAGGUUAUGAUAAGGUUAUCAAAGGGAAAAAGUGGGCUAAAGUUUUCCAAUUCCUGGGUUCUGGGGAAAAGAUUUCGGAGUGUGCUAAGCAUGUUCUAUGUCGGUUGUACAAAGAGCAUUUGUACGAGUAUGAGAAUUAUCACAACCGAUUGGACAAAGAUGCUGUGAAGGGCUGCAAAAAGGGAGUGCAUGGUGCUGAGAGGGUUCGGCAUGGAUUUGAGUUUCCUAUCUCAAAGAGGAAUAAAAAAAAUGGUGAUGUAGAAAAAGUGAAGCUCUGUAAGUCAGAAGUUGAAGAGGACCUUGAUCAAGCAUGUGAACAAUGUAAAAGUGGAUUGCAUGGGGAUCUAAUGCUCUUGUGUGAUAGGUGUAACAAGGGUUGGCAUAUUUAUUGUCUCUCACCACCACUGAAUCAAAUUCCACCUGGGAAUUGGUAUUGCCUCGAGUGCUUAAACUCAGAUGAAGACAGUUUUGGGUUUGUGCCUGGUAAAUGCUUACUGCUCAAAGAUUUUAAGCGCAUUGCUGAUCGUGCCAAAAGGAAGUGGUUUGGUUCAGGGUCUGUGUCCAGGAUGCAGAUAGAGAAGAAGUUUUGGGAGAUAGUAGAUGGGUCAGCUAAUGAGGUGAAAGUUUUGUAUGGUAAUGACUUGGAUACUUCUCUUUAUGGAAGUGGUUUUCCUCGUAACAAUGACCAAAAACCUGAGACAGUUGAGGCAGAGAUAUGGAAUGAAUACUGUGGAAGCCCCUGGAAUCUUAAUAACUUGCCUAAGUCAAAAGGAUCAAUGCUUCAGGCAAUUCAUUCUAAUAUCAAUGGUGUCACUGUGCCUUGGUUGUACGUUGGAAUGCUCUUCUCUUCUUUUUGUUGGCAUUUUGAGGAUCAUUGCUUUUACUCUGUGAAUUACCUACACUGGGGAGAAGCAAAAUGUUGGUACAGUGUCCCAGGCAAUGAAGCUAGUGCAUUUGAAAAGGUCAUGCGGAAAACCCUUCCCGAUCUUUUUGACGCUCAGCCAGACCUGCUAUUUCAGUUGGUUACCUUGUUGAGUCCGACUGUUUUGCAAGAAAAUAGAGUUCCAGUAUACACUGUACUACAGGAGCCUGGAAAUUUCGUCAUCACAUUCCCAAGAUCCUAUCAUGCAGGAUUCAAUUUUGGUUUAAAUUGCGCAGAGGCUGUCAAUUUUGCCCCUGCUGAUUGGUUACCUCAUGGUGGGUUUGGGGCGGAGCUGUAUAAGCUGUACCGGAAAGUUGCAGUUAUAUCUCAUGAGGAGCUUCUAUGUGUGGUAGCUAAGCAAGGCGAUUAUAAUAUCAAAGUGUCAACACAUUUGAAGAAAGAAUUGCUGAGAAUGUAUACCAAGGAGAAAAACUGGAGAGAGCGGCUCCAGAGAAGUGGUAUUUUGAGAUCUUCUCCCAUGUCUCCUCGCAAAUGUCCUGAAUAUGUGGGCACUGAAGAGGAUCCAACAUGCAUCAUCUGCAAGCAGCUUCUUCAUCUUUCUGCAGUCAUCUGCUGUUGCAGGCCAUCUGCUUCUGCAUGCUUGGAGCACUGGAAGCACCUUUGUGAAUGUGAACCAAGGAAGUUGCGUCUUGUCUAUCGUUAUACCCUAGCACAAUUGCAUGGGCUGGUCCAAGCAGUUGGAAAAUCUGGCUUGGAAACACAAGAAGGUAAUAAGAAAAAUUCGCAGGAGCAGAAUCCAGGUGCCAAUCGAUCAGUUGCUUUCAACAAAAAGGCGGAACAGGGACAUCGUACACAGGGACAACUAGCUGAAGAGUGGCUUGUUCGAGCUUGUAAGGUUCUCCAAGAUGCCUUUUCUAGUGUUGAAUUUGCUACCCUGUUGGAGGAAGCUGAACAAUUUCUUUGGGCUGGAUCAGAGAUGGACCGUGUACGAGAUGUUGCAAAAAGUUUGAUGGAAGCAAAGGAAUGGGCUGAAGCUGUUACAGACUGUCUUUCAAAAAUUGAAUACAGACUCCACCAUGAUUCAGAGAAAAUGCUAUUGGAGUAUGUUGAUGAGUUACUGGGCGUUAAUCCUACUCCUUGCAUUCAUCCUUGUCAUCUUAAAUUAAAGGAUUAUGCAGAAGAGGCCAGAAAAAUAUCUCAGGAAAUCGAUUUUACUCUGUCAACUUGUCCUACAAUCUUCCAGCUGGAAUUAUUGCAUUCAAAAGUCUCCAGUUCACCAAUCUAUCAAAGAAAAUGCGAGAUCUUGUCGCAUAAAAUCUCAUUCUCCAAGAUGUGUGUUGAGAGGGCAAGAAAAUACCUCACAAAUACGCAACCAGCAGGAAUUGAAUUGGAUGCUCUUUACAAGUUGAAGUCAGAGAUAUUGGAGCUUCAGGUUCAACUUCCAGAAACAACACUGCUGCUGGAUUUGCUAAGGGAAGCAGAAUCAGUCCGUGCUAAAUGCAGCAAAAUUUUGUGUAGUUCUAUUUCUCUCAAGAGUGUGGAAGAGUUACUUCAUGAAUUCAAUAGUUUUGGCGUUAACCUUCCUGAAUUAAAUAUCCUGAGGCAGUACCAUAGUGACACUGUAUCAUGGAUUUCACGCUUUAACCGUAUCAUGGUUGAUAUCCAUGAGUCUGGGGAUCAUCGAAGUGUGGUCGAUGAGCUGAGUUCUCUCGCAAAAGAUGGGGCCUACUUAAGCAUUCAAGUUGAAGAGUUAUCCCUGGUUGAGGUCGAACUGAAGAAGGCAUCUUGCAGGGAAAAGGCUAAAAAAGUUUUCUCUGCAAAAAGCUCCCUGGAUUUCAUUGAGCGGCUGAUGUCAGAUGCUGCUUUACUGCAGAUUAAGGAGGAAAAGUUAUUUGGUGAUAUUUCUGGAAUUUUGUCAACAGCGUGCUGCUGGGAGGAAAGGGCAAAAAAUAUCCUUGCUAGUGAAGCUCAGAUGUCCGACCUUGAGGAUUGCUUAAGGGCAUCUGAGGAGAUACAUGUGAUUUUACCCUCUGUGGAGGACAUAAAAAACAGAAUUUUGUUGGUGGACUCCUGGCUUCAGAAAUCUGAACCUUUUUUACCUCCUGCUUCUUCUCUGAAAUCAGCCUCUUCUUCUUUGCUUGAACUUGCUGCAUUAAAGGACAUAGUUUCUCAGUCUAGAUCACUCAAAGUUCAGCUUCAAGAGCCACAGAUUCUUGAAAGAUUGUUGGUUAAUUGUGAGAAAUGGCAGUGUGAUACUUGUCAACUAUUGCAAGAGACAGCACAUUUGCUGCACAAAGCGAAAUUAGAUGAUGUCAUACAUAAUACGAUCCUUCCAGAAAUUAAGAAUUUGAUCAGCAGAUUGGAGUCUGCUGAGAAGUCUGGUAUGGAUCUUGGUUUCAACUUUGAUGAACUUCCCAAACUUCAAACCGCUUGCUCAAAACUGGGAUGGUGUUGUAAGACCAUCUCUUUAAGCUGUGGCACCCCUUUCUUUGAGGAAGUUGAGAGUUUGCUCGAGGCAGAAGAAAAGCUGACAUGUCCUUCCAGUUCUCUGUGGAGCUUCUUAGUUGAAGGUAUCAAGUGGCUCAAGAGAGCAUUAGAAGUGCUUUCUUUUCCGGAGGAUCUCAGAAGAUGCAAAUUAGGUGACGCCGAAGAGAUUCUUAAAGAUUCUAAGGGCACAGACAUCUUAUACCAUGCCACAGUUGGGCAGCUUCAAAGUGCUAUCUGCAAACACAAAUUAUGGCAAGACGAUGUACAUCAAUUUUUCAACCUGAAGCCUGAGCAGCGAUCUUGGUCUCGCUUGCUGCAACUUAAUGAACUUGGGAAACUCGAGGCUUUUGACUGUUCUGAACGAGAUUUGGUUUUGUCUGAAGUUGGAAAAUUGGAAAUAUGGAAACAAAGUUGCCUGCAUAGCUUGGGAAGAUUUGGUGAUGAAGCCAUUCCGUUACUUGGCUGUCUGCAGAAGGUUAAACAACAUGUAGAUAUAUCUUUAUGCUUGUAUCAAAAGUCGGAUUAUCGGGAGAAGUCAACUCUAUGUUUUUUCUGUGUUCAUCCUCUUCAUGAUCAGUCACUUCUGACUUGUUCGGUAUGCAAGGACUGCUACCAUGUCGAAUGCCUUAGAGGAAAUGAAGUCGACAGAACUGAAACAGAAAAUAUAUGCUUGUAUUGUAAUUUUUUCGUGAGCGGAACAGUACCUCAACAUGGAGGCAACCCCUGGAAAUUUGAAGGGCAGCAUCCUAAUGUACCAGCAUUGAUUGAGUUGCUGUCAGAUGCUGAACAUUUAUGUACAAGGAUUGAAGAGACACAAGUAUUACGAGAAAUUGUUGAUCAAGCUGCUGCAUGUAAUUCAUGUUUGAGAGAAAUGUUGGACUUUGCGGUCAAUUAUUUGGACAGAAAUGUGGACGAAGCCUCAAAGACAUUGACUAUUGCAUUAAAGGCAACCAACAUUAUAAGCGUCCACAGUCGGGAAACCAACAUUGAAUUGGAGCUAGCCUUGAAAAGGAACUUGUGGAAAUUUAGAGUCAAUAAAUUACUAGAAGAUCUGGGGAAGCCCACAUUACAACAAAUUCAGCAGCAUUUGAAAGAGGGACAAGUAUUGAAAAUACCACCUGAAGAGUACUUCAGACAGAGACUCGCUGAGUUAAAGGCCACGGGACAGAAUUGGGCAGAACGUGCUAAAAAAGUGGCAACAGACUCCGGGGCUCUUGCUUUGGAAAGAGUUUUUGAGCUUAUUGCCGAGGGCGAAAAUCUCCCUGUCCAUAUGAAGAAAGAGAUCAAGUCACUACGAGCUCGAAGUAUGUUACAUUGCAUUUGUCGAAAGCCCUAUGACUCGAGAUCUAUGAUAGCUUGUGAUCAGUGUGGCGAAUGGUACCACACCUACUGUGUCAAACUACAAUCCCGGCCGAAGACAUAUGAAUGCCCUGCUUGCCUUCCGCUUACCGAGCAAAGAGAGAUGAAUAUGACAUCGGUGGAGCCAAAAACCCCUUCACGGUGGCAGACAAUAUCGGGUAAGAGGCGGUCUGGGACAAGCAUUGGGAAGAAGAUGGUCACAGACAUUACAGAGUGGAAACACAGGAAACGCAUCAAACGAGAAGCCAAACCAAGUCCUCAGGUUCAUCUUCUCCCCAGGUUCUUCUCUGAAAUCUAAUAAUACCAAAUCAUGAGGCCAUAGUUUGAAUAAUUGUCGACCAUUUAAAUUAAUUCAUUUUUAGUCUGUAGCUUGGGUACUAUCAUCUCUCUGGUAUAAGGUUUGGGAGAAACGAACUUUGGAUGUAGUGAAUGGUACUGUUUGCUAUGAUUCAACUGAUCUCACCACACUAAUGGAUACAUACAUUCAUGAUCAA